Messenger RNA from Leishmania major strain Friedlin, 2778 nucleotides. RefSeq lists its product as hypothetical. The record is from RefSeq and is a predicted model, not a curated record. The transcript has a single exon. Bases 1 to 2778 code for a protein of 925 amino acids. NCBI's taxonomy places the organism in Eukaryota, Euglenozoa, Kinetoplastea, Trypanosomatida, Trypanosomatidae.
AUGAGCUCCGAUGACGGUCUCCGCAAAACCGAACAGGUAGAGGUGCCGCCAGAUGUAGACACUGACUUCGAUAUCUAUGCCGCCCCAGCUGAGGAGGCGCAGGCCGUGGAAGAGCAGGAGCCCGCCGACGCCGAUAUCUAUGCCGCCCCAGCUGAGGAGGCGCAGGCCGUGGAAGAACAGGAGCCCGCCGACGCCGAUAUCUAUGCCGCCCCAGCUGAGGAGGCGCAGGCCGUGGAAGAGCAGGAGCCCGCCGACGCCGAUAUCUAUGCCGCCCCAGCUGAGGAGGCGCAGGCCGUGGAAGAGCAGGAGCCCGCCGACGCCGAUAUCUAUGCCGCCCCAGCUGAGGAGGCGCAGGCCGUGGAAGAGCAGGAGCCCGCCGACGCCGAUAUCUACGCCGCCCCAGCUGAGGAGGCGCAGGCCGUGGAAGAGCAGGAGCCCGCCGACGCCGAUAUCUAUGCCGCCCCAGCUGAGGAGGCGCAGGCCGUGGAAGAACAGGAGCCCGCCGAGGACGGCGUGGACGCAGCUGAGGAUGGCGCAGGGUCGACACCGAUGCUACAAGCGCGGGCAGAAACUUCCGACUCGCCACAUGCCGCCGCACCAGUGGAAGAAGUCGGAAACACGUCAGAGCACGAAGACGCAGCCAUGACGCAAGACGGCAAGUUGCCGGCAGAACUGCUUGAUAGUAAGAAGGAUGAGCAUGGCAGCGUCGAUGCCGUGGCCGGGGCAGACACAGCAGCGACGCACUCGUCCAUCACCACAGACGAUGGUGUUCAGGUUGAUGCUAAGGUGGAAAACGCCUCCGACAGGGCGGGACUCGGCGUUGAUAACAACGAAGGUGAGAAGGGCAUGGACCGAUCAGACCAGGCUGUAGAGGACUCAGCCGCACCCAUACCUGCUGCUGUUGCUAUUCCUCCUCCGGAUGCUAGCGCCCGGGUAGAAAUGGCCGUACCUCCUGCAGCGGGGACUGACCUAGACAAGCAAGACCGCGCUUCCUCGCCAGAGACGACUGCAGGGCUAAUGAAGCCGUCGCCGCCGCCGCACGAUCUGCCAAGGCGGCAACCACAGCAGCAAGUCUGUCAGCCGCAGUCGCAACAACAGCAGCAGCCUGCGGUCGUGCUGCAUUGCAGUGGUACAACGCUCACCCCGUCCAUGUCGCCCCACGCGACCACGGGCGGAGUAGAUGGUGUGUACGACUUGCCCGAAGCGGAGCGCAUCGCCAUGGCCUCCGCGUUGUUAACCCCAAGCACCGCCCUCGUCGUUUUCCGCCGCGGUCACGAGAACAGCCACGUCAACCGGAUGGACCGAGGCUCCUACUCGCGCUACCUGCUCUCGACCGAUCAUGUGUCACCCCUCGUGCUGGAAGAGACCUUUCACGGAACGAAGUCCACCGUAGGCGCGGUUCCGCGCAACACCCUCACGAGAUUCAGUCGCGGAAACGUAAGCGACCCUUACGUUGACGACAGCAUCGCGCCCAGGACGGCGUCUGAGCGCAAGCAGUCCCCGGGAGCCGCCGCGUCGGCUGCUUCCUCGGCUCGCCGCAGCUACCAGCCACCUCGAUCCGUCUUCUCGGCGUCACGCCAAACGAUGUCGGACUCCUUCGGCGGCACCGCAGCUAGCAGCACCAACCUUCGCCGCGAAAUCGAUAUGCUGGGCGAUGCGCACCUGCCAGAGGUCAACACGCUGCGUCAGCAGCGCCGCCGCGACCCUCGACAUGGCAAGUCGACGGCAGAACAGCACGACUACAUCUACUACAACCACCGCAGCAAAGGCUUCUACGUCCCACACGAUCCACCGGCCGACACACUGAUGCUUCAGUACAACCACCUCUACGGCUUCGGCGACGGCACCCGCUUCGCCCCCGUUGCGCCGCCUCCGAGCAGGGAGAGCGGCAGUGCCGGUGCGCUGGCAGGGAUGACGGUGCACCGGGGCAACCCGCACGCGGCCCCGCCUCGCACGUUCGCCGAAACGCGUGGCUGUGCUUUUCCUUUCACCGCCUCGCAGCGACAGCACACCUACGGUGGCACGGCGUAUCGGCGCAGUCGCAUAACCGCGUCAACGAGGGCGAUGUCAAGCUCAUCUGGCCACGAAAAUCAGCCGCAGCGUGCAGAAACCCAGAAGGGCUCUAGCUCACUGCGCACGGCAAAGGCAGUGGACCUGGGACAGCUGCACUGCACGCAGCGCUCUCGCCAGCGCACGAUCGAGGAAGUCAUGGCAGAUCAGCCGCAGCGCUACCUCUGUGGCGCUGAAGGGGUCCGCGGUGCGCUGGUGCAGGACAUCGAGCGAGACAUCGAGGAUGGCAAGCUGCAGUGGGAGGAGGUGCCGCCGGCCAUGCAGAAGGCGAUGGUCUCCGCGACAACGACAGCUGCGGCGGCAGCACAGCGUAAGCAGCCCACGCCCUUAGUGAAUGUACCGGCUUCGUCGACCCUCUCCGCCUCUGGGCGGCGGCCGAACCGUGUGGAGUCGCUGGCCAUGGCGCCGAGCGCACUGGAAAACGUGAUGGGUCAGCUGCGCGCAGUACCCGCCAUCACCGCCGCGUCGGGUGGCGAGCCCGGGGCGCGUGGCGGUGCCGCGGCAAAAAUCAUGUCCACAGCGCCGCCCUCCCCAGCCGCCGAUGCGGCGAGAGCGACGAGUCCUGAGCCCGUGACAGGCUCGGCAGCGAGCACGUCACGGCGGAUUACGGUGGGCUCCGUGGCCGCGGCGGCGUCGCUUCCUGCCAUCUCGCGUCUCAACUAUACCCCCCAGCCAACGAAGCGGUCCAACCCGAGUGCCUUCGUAUGA